UGUGUCGAAUAAAAAAACGUGUCAAAUAAAAAAAAAUGUGUCGAAUAAAAAAAAUUAAUAUUUCAAAAUAAAUGAAGAAAAAAGCAAACGAAAAAUCUAGAAGAGAGAAGAAAAACAAUGUGAGAGGAUAAUUUUUGGAUGCCUAAACAUGAGAGAAGACGGUGUCUUUUUGGUGGCGGGUGUUUUUUUCCUUUUUCUCAUGUGUCACGCGCUCGCCAUAUCAUCCAGCACGCCUUCAAACAAGUUUCAACUUCCGGAAUACUGUGCUUGGAUACCGCGUAUCGAGGGUGCAAUAAAUUGCAUUUUCCACUCCCCAAGGAACCAUUCCUUGAGAAUGAACUUCACGCAAAUCGCGAGCGACUACGUGACUACGUUGAACAUUGCCUGCGAAACGUUCAUGCCCCAAGAAGCAGAAGACGACGACGAAGAAGACGAGGAAAAACCGGAAACCAACGUCGACGAGUUUCUUCGACUCUGGAAAUUACGAUCCCUAAGAAUAACCGGUUGCGAUUUCACCAACUGGUCCCAAAAUGCAUUCGCCCGUUAUCGUGAUCUACGAAAUCUAACAAUCAUUCACUCCCACCUGAAAUACUCCAUCCAUGGUUAUCAAUUGGAUAAACAUUCAUUUAAAUCAAUCCCCCAAAUUGAGAUCAUCGAUAUCUCGUCAAAUCGCUUAGAGAAAUUGAAUAGUGACACUUUUUGUUCUCUCACAAAUCUUGUUGUUCUGAACAUUUCGCGUAAUAAUUUUCCCACAAUUCAAAACUUGGGUAUAAGUGAUUGCUCCCUUGAUAUAAAGACACUUGAUCUCUCCCACAAUCUUAUAAAAACACUGCCUGUGAACGCCUUCUCGAAACUGAAACGUUUGAACGUACUCGAUUUAUCGGAAAACGAGAUAAACGUAAUUGUGGAUAGAGCCUUUCACGGUCUGCGGUCCUUGAGGACUUUGGAUCUAUCGAACAAUAGAAUAAGUACCCUGCCCGCUCAAGUGUUCAAGGAGAUGGUGAAUUCACUGAAAGAAUUGAAGAUGGGCAAUAAUUCCAUCAGCUAUGUUCCAAAUGGUUUGGUCGCGAAUAUGAAUCAACUUGUCGCUUUGGAUUUAUCAAAUAAUCUCCUGACUAAUAACGGUAUCGAAUCUUCGGCAUUUUCGGGUUUGAUCCGUUUGGUUCUACUCGAUUUGUCGAAUAAUAAAAUUGGAAAACUGGACUCCGGUCUGUUUAGAGAUUUAUAUACUUUGCAGAUUUUGAAUCUACGGUACAAUGAUAUUGGAGGGAUACCUAGUGAAACAUUUUCGGCAAUGAGUAAUCUGCAUAGUCUCGAGAUCUCCCACAAUCGUCUCGAGUACCUUGAUGCGCAUUCACUGAGCGGUUUGUUUGCAUUGUCCCUCUUGAAUAUGGAUUUCAACCUGUUGGAGGACAUUCAUCCGGACGCUUUUCGCAAUUGCUCGAGUAUACAGGAUCUUCACUUGUCGGGCAAUAUGUUUCAGAGUGUGCCACUUGCACUCAAGGAUAUGCGAUUGUUGCGUACACUUGAUCUGGGGGAGAAUUCCAUAAGGCAAUUGGAAAAAUUUAAUCUCGAGGGUAUGGCAAAUUUGUAUGGUCUAAGAUUGAUGGGCAAUGAAAUUGUGAAUGUUAGUCAAGAGGCACUUGUCGAAUUGCCAGCAUUGCAGAUUCUUAAUCUUGCGAAAAAUAAGAUUGUCUUUGUUGAGGAUGAGGCGUUUGGUAGUAAUCCAGCAUUGCAGGCUGUACGUUUGGAUGGAAAUUUUCUGCAGGAUAUAAGAAAGUCUUUUUUGAAUGCAACGAAUUUAUUGUGGUUGAAUAUUUCCGAUAAUCUUGUCGAGAGUUUUGAGUACGAUUUUUUUCCGGAACGACUACAAUGGUUGGAUUUGCAUAAAAAUUUACUGACCAAGCUGGGUAAGGCCCAGGUUUCACAUCUCCAAACACUCGAUUUGUCAUUUAAUAAAUUAACCCGAAUUCAAAAGACGAAUUUACCAACUUCUUUGGAGUUGGUCUUCCUGAAUGAUAAUUUGAUAACAAGCAUUGGGGCGCAGACUUUUUUCGCGAUGGAGAAUUUGACUAGAGUCGAUCUCUACUCGAACCAAAUAGUUCGUUUGGAGCUGUCCGCUUUUCAAUUGGGUAAAACAAGGGAAAGAGUGCCUGAGUUCUACAUUGGGGGGAAUCCGUUUAUUUGUGAUUGUACCACAGAAUGGUUGCAGAGGAUAAAUCAGUUCAACUUGGGACAGCAUCCAAAGGUAAUGGAUCUGGAGUUGGUGUACUGUAAAUUGCCGUACGAUCGUCGACAAUCGUUCAUAUCGCUUUUGGACGCAAAACCCUCGCAGUUUCUCUGCAGUUAUAAUACUCACUGUUUUGCUCUGUGUCAUUGCUGUGAAUUUGACGCUUGCGAUUGUGAAAUGACAUGUCCGAUGAAUUGCAGUUGCUAUCAUGAUGAAUCGUGGUCGGCGAAUGUUGUCGACUGUUCGAAUUCGGCCUAUCAAAUAAUACCGGGAAGAGUGCCGAUGGAUGCCACUGAGGUUUAUUUGGAUGGUAACAACUUUGGUGAGCUGAAUUCGCAUUCUUUUAUUGGGAGAAAGAAUCUUGAGAUUCUCUAUGCGAAUAAUAGUAAUAUAGAGGUUAUCAGUAACAAUACUUUCAGUGGUUUGAAACGACUAGUGACCCUUCAUUUGGAGCAUAAUUGCCUGAGGAAUUUUUACAGUGCGGUACUGGUUCCGAUCGAAAAUCUCAAAGAGCUGUAUCUUCAGUACAAUUUCCUGGAAUAUUUGGAUGAAGCAACCUUUAAGACCCUAAGACACCUGGAGGUGUUGCAUUUGAAUAACAAUCACCUGAAGAAUUUUGCCCUUUGGCAAUUGGGUGGUAAUCCGUAUUUAGUGGAUCUGAUGUUGUCGGGCAAUCCAUGGAAUUGUGAUUGUAAUUAUGUGGAUAGGGCGGGCAAUUGGAUGUUUCAGAACAAAGAGAAGAUUAGCGACUGGAGACAGAUAACGUGCUCAUUGGGAAUUCCAAUGAUUACACUUGUUAAUGGUUCGGUUGUCUAUUGUGCUGCUUUAACUAACACAUCAUCAACGAUCAAAGUACGUCCCUUUGGCGCUUAUAUGCCGCUAAUUUUGGCAAUUGGUGUUCUCGCGCUGAUAAUAAUUGCUCUUAUUUGUGGUGUAUUGAGGCAUAAUCGUGUGAUACGCGCGUGGACAACGAAUCGCUAUCGAUUUCGUACGUGCUAUAAAACGGCGGCAUUUGAAGAUCGUCAGAAGCCAUUUGACGCAUGCAUUUCAUAUUCGGCGAUUGAUGAACAAUUUGUAUCGGGUGUAUUGGUGCCGGGUUUAGAAUCAACUUAUAGAUUGUGUUUACAUUAUCGUGAUUUGGCCGAUGGUAAUAAUGGUAUGAUGAGUGCAAUUGCCGAGGCUGCUGAAUCAUCGAGACGAACAAUAUUGGUAUUGUCGGAUAAUUUUUUGCAAAGCGAAUGGAUGAAUUGUGAAUUUAAAAUUGCAUUGAGAGAGGCAAUUAAACGUAAGGAGAGUUCAAUUAUUUUAUUAUUGGUUGGCGAUGAAUGUCCAAGGGAUUUGGAUAGGGAAUUGAAGAAAAUUAUUUCAUCGCACACUGUUUUAGUGUGGGGGGAGAAAUUAUUUUGGCGUAAAUUGAGAUUCGCGAUGCCUGAUGUAUUGACAAUUCCGGCACUUGAGAGGCCACCGUUACUACCAACGCCGCCACCACCGCCUCAAAUUCGUUGGGCAUAGAGGAGAAAAGCAAGAGAGAGGAGAAAAUAAAAGAAAAUAACUUUUCAGCAGACGCUGUAUCGUAAAUCACUGCCUUCUUCCGGACAGGAUCGACUCACACGAACGAAUGUAUAGGAAUUGUUCUUUGACUCGCGAAUCAAGGAAAAAAAGAAAUUUUUUGAAACGGAGUUGUUGUUAUAUAAAGAUAUAAAUAUAUAUAUAUUAAAAAUAAAAAAAAUAAAAAAAAAUAAAUAGCACUCCGUAAUAUUUUUGAAAACAUAAAAUUAAAUAAAAAAAACAAAUAAAAAAUACUUAACGAAACGUUUUUACAUUAAAAACUUUUUUGCUACUAGCAUUGAUCACGAAUUUUCAACAUUCAAGCUUUUGUCAACAUUUUUACAAAUUACAUUGUAUAACAAAAAAAAAAACAAAAAAUAAAAAAAAAAUGAUCUUACCAAUGUUUCAUAUGGAGUAUAACUUC
Molecule: messenger RNA, 4202 nt
Organism: Leptopilina heterotoma
Lineage: Eukaryota; Metazoa; Arthropoda; Insecta; Hymenoptera; Figitidae
Gene: Toll-6
Product: toll-like receptor 6
Exons: 2
Coding region: 149-3742 (1197 amino acids)
Biological process (GO): signal transduction
Cellular component (GO): extracellular matrix
Molecular function (GO): protein binding
Source: RefSeq, a predicted model, not a curated record